UUCCACGCGAGAGGCAUUUCUAAGUCUGCCACUUUCUGGGCGCGAGAACGUGUGAAAAUUCACAGUGGCUACAAAAUGCCCAGCCCGACGACCUUCCGGCUUCUUUCGCGCCUCCACAACCACCCCCUGACCCCGCGAGAGGGGCUGAAAGGCGCUUCGAAGUCCCCCGAAGUCGGCAGCCUGGACUGCUCCGGGCGCGUCCCGCGCGAAGACGCCGGGGCCUUCGGGCCACAGGACGAGCCAAAAGGCCCAGGAGGGGCGAGCCCUGACGACCUCAGCGCGGCCGCGGCCACGAGGCGGAACGGCGCCCGUCGCAGUCCCGCUCUGUGCACCCAGCGGGUCUUCCGUGCUGCGGGUCCGGUCGGGUCGGGCGGAGGAAAGCACCGUCAAGCCCCGCGGGGGAGGCGAGCGGCGGAGCGCGUGCCGGCGGUGACCCCCCCCCAGCCCGCGGGCAGGACAAGGGACGGAGGGCCGCAGCACCUCGACCCCCUUUGGCGGCGGGAGCAGCGCUGGGGCUGCGUCCGCCGGCGGGAGCACCUCCGACUUGGGGAGGCCGAGCGCGCGGGUGCCCCUGGGGAGCGGCGCCGGGGGCUCGGCUGUCCCUCCCGCUGGCAUCGCGGGUGCGCUGACUCAGCUCCGCGCCCCCCACCCCGCGCCUGGCCCAGCCCCGCCCCCGCCCAGCCACUGGGGGGAGGCCCCUCCAGAACAAAGAAGCAGCACCAACGCGCGCUUCCUCCUCCGCCGCCGCCCGCUUUAAACACCCCGCAGCGCCCGCCCGGUUUCCUCUAGCCGAGCAAGUUGCAGACGGGUUUUUUUCCCCUCGCUCUCGCCCAACCCCCGGCCGGAUCCGAGCGGCUCGCUCUCCCCCGGAGACGACGGCGGCGGCUGCUGGGGCUGGUGGAUACCUGCUGAAGAAGGGCGAUUUUGGAUCGCUCAGUGUGGAGCCUUGGAACGACUGUGACUUGUUAUUCGUCCUGUCCCAAGUUGUGUUCUCUUCAGGAUGAGCCUCUUUCAGGACACCUCUGACCUCUGUUGUCCUAAAGACCCCGCCAUUUGGGUGAGCAGCACCCUGACAAGAGAGGGAAUAUUGGGGAAGAAAUGCAGAUGAAAUAUAGCAACGAGAAUAGCGUGUGUUUUGUUUUUCUUUUGGUCUUGGAGCAACUUGGACUCAUUCAGUGACCCUUCAUUAUUUCCCAAGGCAUUUUAAAGCUCUUGGCUCUGAAGAGGUGCAAAGUCUGACAGGGCAUCAUUCAAAGCUGGCUCUCCUCAGGAAAAGCCAUGAAAAAGAUCCAUUUGGCGCUGCCACUCAGUAGCGUGUUAAAGGGGACCUGCCGCUACCCUGACUAUGGAGAGAUGCUGAGUGAAGCCAACAGUGGCUUUCCAACAGUAGAGCAGGAUGGUUGCAUUGGUGUGGAUGUUGCCUACCAAUCCCGGAAGAAGCGUAAGCGCUGUGGGCUCUGUGCCCCUUGCCUAAGGAAGGAAAAUUGUGGGACUUGCACCCAUUGUGUGAACCGAAGAACCAGCCACCAGGUCUGCAAGAUGAGGAAGUGUGAAGCUCUGAAGAAAAAGAAAUUGGGGUGCAUGAAGGUGGUGGAAAUAAAGGACAAGAAAGACACCAGCGCUCGGGGGCGAGAGCCGGCAGUGGAGACCGGUUUGGAGGGCAGUUCAGUUGAUGGACCCAAAACAGGCCAAAUGGAAGAAGGGACGUUUAGCCAUGUUGAAGAAAGAAGGUUGAAUGAAGGCCAUAUGCCUAGCCUGGCAAAUGGAGGAGGGGAACAAGUUGCCGGAGGAGGGGCUAUGUUAAUGGAAACAAGCACGUGGCUCAGCGCCUCCUCCGCUGAGCAGAAGGCUAACUGGGAGAGCCCGCCAGCUGCCCCCUGCCAGGGAGACUCCUCCAGCAAUGCCAACUUGGAGGAUGCCCAGAACUUGGUGGCUUUCUCAGCGGCGGCAGAAGCAGCCAUGUCCUCACAUGGGAUGGCCCCUCUGUUGUCGCCUUCCUUGCUGAGCAUGCAGUUGUAUGAAAAAUUUAACGCUGAGAUGAAUCGCAGCGGAAUGGGCGAUGACCUGGCAGUGCCUCCUUCCAGCUCCUGCUCUAGCAGUGAGGAUCUAACUACUCUGAAGGCUGCUCUUAGCUGGGCAAAAGAUGGCAUGAAACCACCCAACUGCAACUGUGACGGACCCGAGUGCCCAGACUACCUGGAAUGGCUGGAGAAGAAGAUCAGAUCGGCUGCUGGAGAGGACCAGAGUUGCCCACCACAGCCUCUUAACCAAGCUCAUCAACCCCCCUUAGACAAUGGUGCUAAUCAUAAUCGGGUGCCUGCGGCAGAGGAGAAGCACACUCCGUGCCCGCUGGAGGCCCUCCCUCUUACUGAAAGUGCACUGAACAUUGCAAAAGAGAAGAACAUCAGCCUCCAGACGGCCAUUGCUAUUGAAGCCCUCACCCAGCUGUCGUCUGUUUUUCCUGAGCCAGCCCAAGAGGCUCCGCCUCCUCCCCAGAGCCCUUUGCAAGCCAUGGCAUUCAACUCCAAGGAUCAGCUGGAGCAGUCCUCCCGCUUCCCAGGACACAACCCCAAUUCGGUGCUUUCUGAAUCCAGUGCCGAGCUGUACCAGAGCCAGGCCUCCAAACCGUAUGCGAGCCACCACCUUUUCCAGCCUCCUGUGUCUUCCGCACCAUCCUCCUGGCGGCAGGGAGCGAAGGCUGCUCAGGAUCUCGUCCCCUGUUGCCUCGAUCGCAACAACGGACACCUGGAGCCACCAGGCCUGUUUCCCAACUCCUCCUCUACGCCCCAAAAGGUGGACUUCCCUGAGCAGUGGAGUGAAGAAAGCAAGCCGAAAAGCAGCCUGUGGAGCCUGAAUCCCAGCAACCCGCCGUCUCCCUUGGCAAGCGAUCCCAUGGCUGAGUUGGAGCAGCUACUGGGCAGUGCCACAGACUGCAUCAAAUCUGUGUUUAAACGUCCUGAAGUGACGCCUGGCAAAGUGAAAGCCAUCAAGCCAAAGCAGGAGCCUCUUGCCCUGAAGAACGAGAGCCCUGGCUACCGCAAGCCAGCCUCCUCCAGUCCACAGUUAUCCCAACUCCUGCAAGAGACUAACUUCCACAAGAGAACUCAGAAGGCUCUGCAGCAACACCUCCAUCAUAAGCGCAGCCUCUUUCCUGACCUGAAAAUGCCUCCAGGAAGCCCCCAGGAGCAGCUGCCUAGCUGGUGGCCUCCCAGCACCCAAGCCCAGCCGCUGCCACCGCCAAAGCCAUCGGAAAAGCCCGCCAAGGAGAGGAGGAAGAAGAUCCAGCUUGAGAAAAAUGCCCCGGCCAAGCCACUGCGCAAGCAGGUCCAGAUUAAAAGGUCAAGGCAGAAGGAUGCUCAGCCCCUCUUCCUACCCGUGAGGCAGAUCAGCUUGGAAGGGCUCCGCUUGGUGGCCACUCCUGAACGCCCCAGCAAGGAGGUGCAAUCUGAGCAGCUCUCCAGCACCCCUCCCAAGCUCUUGCCUCCUCUCCCCUUCUCAUCCAAUCCUGCAGAGCAGUCUCCGUUGCAGAAGUUACUUGAAAACAGAAGCCCAGCUCCCAACACUCAGGAAACAUGCCACCCCGGCCAGGAGGAGAGCCGUUGCUACUACCCGGAGAAUUCUGCAUGCGACUCGCCUUCCCUUACCACUCCUGUCUCUGGCUUUGCCUCAUGCUCAUCUGCUCUUGCUUGCGGCAAUGGGCACGAGGAAGCCUUCCACAGGGCCACCAACUCGGCAGACCACCCCCUUUUUGCCCACAAUUCUGUUGCGAUGGAUGAGAAGUUGGAGGAACUGAUCAAACAGUUUGAGGCGGAGUUUGGAGAAAAUUUCAGCUUUCAAAAUGCUGAGCUUCCAGCUCCACUGCACCUUUCUGAUGGGCCGCUCUCAGCACAGCCUCCUUCUCCUUCUCUGCACGCGUUGUCCUCUCUGAGCCAUUCUCCAGAGCCUCCAGGAGGCUCAGAUGCAGCUCUCCAGGUGCCGGCUGCCAAGGACUGCCCAUUGCCUCUGACAGGUGCUCUGAAUGCGGGUCACAAAACGUUCCCUCUUCUGCCGGGGGCCGGGCAGCCUUUUGAAAACCCUUUUGCAGCCCGGUCCCCUAAGCAGAUAAAAAUCGAAUCUUCUGGUGCUAUUACUGUGGUGUCCACCACGUGCUUUUACUCUGAUGAAAACCAAAACACAGACACUGCUUCCAUGGAAGGGACACCGACCAAGGAUAAAGUGCCGCUCAUGCCUACUCUCAGUGGAUUUCUGGAAUCUCCCUUGAAGUACCUGGACACGCCAACCAAAAGUUUGCUGGACACACCUGCCAAGCAAGCUCAAGCAGAGUUCCCAACUUGUGACUGCGUGGAACAAAUAGUCGAAAAAGAUGAAGGGCCAUAUUACACUCACCUGGGGUCAGGACCAACGGUGGCAUCCAUCAGGGAACUCAUGGAGGAACGGUACGGUGAGAAGGGAAAAGCCAUCAGAAUUGAAAAGGUGAUCUACACAGGGAAGGAAGGGAAGAGCUCUCGCGGCUGCCCCAUCGCUAAGUGGGUCAUCAGGAGGCACAAUUUAGAGGAGAAGCUGUUGUGCCUGGUGCGACAUCGUGCUGGCCACCAUUGCCAGAAUGCUGUCAUCAUCAUCUUGAUUCUGGCCUGGGAGGGGAUCCCUCGCACUCUGGGGGACACCCUGUACCAGGAGCUCACUGACACGCUCACGAAAUAUGGAAACCCCACCACACGGCGAUGUGGGCUGAAUGAUGACCGGACGUGUGCGUGUCAAGGCAAGGACCCCAACACCUGUGGUGCCUCUUUCUCCUUUGGCUGCUCUUGGAGCAUGUAUUUCAAUGGGUGCAAAUACGCUCGAAGCAAAACACCUAGGAAAUUCAGACUUCAGGGAGACAAUCCCAAAGAGGAAGAAGUGCUCCGAAGAAGCUUCCAAGACCUGGCCACAGAGGUCGCUCCACUUUAUAGGAGGCUGGCACCCCAGGCCUACCAAAAUCAGGUUACAAAUGAGGAUAUAGCAAUAGAUUGCCGGCUUGGACUGAAAGAGGGGAGGCCCUUCUCUGGGGUGACGGCAUGUAUGGACUUCUGUGCUCAUGCUCACAAGGAUCAGCAUAACCUGUAUAAUGGGUGUACUGUGGUGUGUACUUUGACAAAAGAAGACAAUCGUACCACUGGGAAGAUCCCGGAGGAUGAACAACUGCAUGUCCUUCCACUGUAUAAAAUGUCCACCACGGAUGAGUUUGGCAGUGAGGAGAAUCAAGCAGCAAAGGUGGGCAGUGGGGCAAUCCAGGUGCUCACCUCCUUUCCCAGGGAGGUGAGAAAGCUUCCUGAACCAGCCAAGUCUUGCAGGCAGAGGCAAUUGGAAGCCAGGAAGGCAGCUGCUGAAAAAAAGAAAAUGCAGAAGGAGAAGCUGAUUACACCUGAGAAAAUCAAGCAGGAAGUUUUUGAGAUCCCAACGCUCCAGCAGAAUGCAGAUACAGCUUUGAAAAGUGGACAUUCCCAGCAGUCAAUCAAACCUUCCAUCAAAGUGGAACCUCAGAAUCAUUACAACACUUUCAAGUACAGUGGAAACGCUGUGGUGGAAAGUUAUUCAGUGCUCGGGAACUGCAGGCCCUCCGAUCCAUACAGCAUGAACAGUGUUUACUCUUACCAUUCCUACUAUGCACAGCCUAACCUGCCUUCCAUGAAUGGGUUGCAUUCAAAGUUCUCUCUUCCAUCCUUUGGGUAUUAUGGAUUUUCCAGCAAUCAUAUGUUCCACUCCCAGUUUUUGAAUUACGGUGACACAAGGAAUAUGCCUUGGGUAAGCACCAGUUAUGAGAAGAAGCCUGACGUUCAAAUAUUGCAAGAUAACUUGAGCCAUGCUUACCGAAAUCCUGAACUAUUGGAUGAAAUUUCACCUACUGUACGAAACAAAAAUCACCACCAGCGCACCUAUGAGAGAUCUAGUAGACAUGUAGGAAAGCCUCCGGCUGUGCCCCAGAGGUGUAACUCGGUCCCUGCAGAAGCCCUGUCAUUUGCACAAAACACAAACUGUUUCAACAACCGAACAAUCAAGCAAGAGCCAAUGGACUCCUUGUCACAGAUGGAGUCUGUUCAGAGAGCAGCUACAGUCAAUGGCCAAAAUCCAAACCUGAACCCAUCUGAUUUGCCCAUGUCAUCUCAGAAUGGAGGCCCAGAGCAACAGUGGAGCCCUUAUAAAGUCAACAGAAAUGAGUCCCCUUCUAGCAGGACUAGUCAUGCUGAGAGCCCUUGGAAUAUGUUUACACCCAGUGACAACGUCAGUGUUCUCAAUGCAAACACACAGAAUAAAUCUAAUUUGUUUGGUUCACACUCACAUGCUACCAGGUUACCACAGUCCCACCUGCUGGAGAAACAGUGGAACUUGUUUCCUGGCGAGGGACUGCCACGACCACCUGGCCCUGACAUGCUGGGGGUAUCAUGGAGCCCUUGCAAAGUCAAUGAAAGCUCUUCAGCCUUUACAGCGAAUUCAAACCUUCAGGAGAAAUCCUGGAACUUCGGGCAGCUGAAUUUUAAUUCUUUCAAGGGAAGCUCCGUGCUUCCAGAUGAGCUUUGGGGUUCUGUCAAAGCAGAUGACAGGAGGACUCCCACACCGGGCACAGGGUUACACAGUAGACCGUGGUCUUCCUUUGGCUCGUUGCCCACAGUGGCACCAGGUGUGUGUGGGGAGAAGCCCUUCUCUUCCUUGAAAGCAGAAGGUGGUGGUGCAACGUUGCUAGGUGCUGGCCAGGAAGAAAGGCCAUGGGACUCCUUCAGUUUGGAUGAUAGUAUGGAAGAGACCCCCGAAAAGAACAUCAAGGAGGAGGAGGAGGAGGAGGAGGAGGAGGAGGAGGAAGAGGUAUGGUCAGACAGCGAGCACAACUUUCUGGAUGAAAACAUUGGUGGGGUGGCAGUGGCUCCAGCCCACGGCUCCAUCCUUAUAGAGUGUGCAAGGCGAGAGCUGCAUGCCACUACCCCGCUGAAGAAACCCAACCGGUGUCACCCCACGCGCAUCUCUCUGGUGUUCUACCAGCACAAGAACUUGAACCAACCCAAUCAUGGACUUGCCCUUUGGGAAGCAAAGAUGAAACAGCUGGCAGAAAGAGCAAGGCUGAGGCAAGAGGAGGCAGCCAGGCUUGGGCUCCAGCAGGACAUCAAAGCCUUUGGCAAGAAGCGGAAAUGGGGAGGCAGCUUGGCCACUGAGCCCCAACACAAAGAGAAGAAAGACUCUGUUCCGACGCGGCAGGCCCUGGCCAUGCCAACAAACUCAGCUAUCACUGUGUCCUCUUACGCCUAUACCAAGGUAACUGGGCCAUACAGUCGCUGGAUAUGAGAACAACACAGCUCACGUGUGGCCAUCUUACCUCAAAGUCUGCAGCACUGGAAUGCAGUGCUGGUUUGUGGUGCUUUUUCCUAGCGUGUGUCGGAGAGAAAUACAAAACCAGGCCAAGUGUGACAUUUCCAGUAUAUCUGCACUUGGGAAUCGAGCUGAAGAAACGUAUUACUGUUAACAUUUUUCAGUAACCUAAUAUUUAUAUCUGUGCAUUUUUAAUCUGUGCAUCACAAUAAUGGCAAGAGAAAUUUGUAGUGUCCUUUCACAAAGGAGAGCUUUUUAAUCCAUUUCAAAUACAUAUAUGUAUAUUGGAUUUUUAACAAAAAAUAUUACAACUCUGAAGCGUUUAUGUGGCAAAGAAGCAAAAUUAAAAACUCAGCCACACCCAAACCAGCUUGAAAUCUGCACCAUCCAUCACAUUCAGGGUGGUAGAAAUCUCGCCGUGGAGAUCGCCUAGAAACCAAGACUUUCAAUUUCUUUUAAUGAAAUAGGGUGCAUAAUUUGCUGCAUGAUGGUUUCUUAGAGAUGUAGUAGAUCUCUGCAAGGAAGGAGGAAUAUUGGUGAGGAUUAUAUAGAGGAGAGCAGCAGUUUCCACCUCAGUGGUUUUGAAUAGAGCAUAAAAUGUUGUGUGAUGCUUCUCUUAACCCCAGUAGAAUAGAUGGAUUCACCCAGAGCAAAAGCAGUAAAAUGAUAGCAUUUGCUUGCCUGUUUCUGUGCUUAGCACAACUGAAGCCUGCCUAAGGCAUCUCAGGGGAGUACCAGUUCUCCACCACCAUAAGUGUGACAUGCAUGUUGCUGCCUGAGCGUAAAAUGAUCCAGCGCAGCCUUUCCCAACCUUUGGGUCUCCAGUUGUUGUUGGACUGCAAUUCCCAUCAGCCUCAGCCAGCAUGGGCAACGGUCAGGAAUAGUGGGAAUUGGGGGCCAGCAAUAUCUGGGGACCAAAGGUUGGGAAAGACUGAUCUAGUACUGUGAAAAGUCACGUUUGCUGUGAGUCUAUGGCCUAACUUUAAACCGUUUCAGAGUAGGCAGAAAGUACAAGAAUGAACAUAAAGGUACUAUUUCUGCCACUAGAAGUGGUUACAUCUUUAUUUAAAAACAAACUCUUUUGGCUAGGGAACAGCCAGUGGCUACACAUUGUGUGUAAAAUUAAGCUGUUCAAAUUUAUUCAUCAGUAGUUUUUUGUUUAGCUCAAAUAAUUUACAGAGUUAAAUUCUUGAAGGAAGAGAAAGAAGGAACUGAGAAACGGAAUGAUUCAAAGAGAAGUGGGUCUUCAGUUGAGAAGGAUUUAGUUGAAUACAACCGAAGAACUGCUAUCUGCAUCACUUAUAUAUCCAUUUAUUCUGUAGCAGUAACAGAGAAACAGCAUUACAAACAAAAAUAGCAGGUUGAGCUACUGUAUCUUUAAGAAACCACCCAAGCAAGACUUUUUUUUGAAAAAAAUCAUCUCUGGUGCAGAGUCCAAUAAAGGAUAUGGGAGAUCUCCUUUGUACUGCAUUUUGCACUGGUGCAUGCUUAACCAAAUGAAAAUGUCCACCCCAACCCUUACAAAUGGACAUUUUCAAAUGCAAAAAUGAAAUCAGCUUAUUGUAAGUUUGUUUUAUUUUUCUGGUGCCAUUUUUUAAAGAAGAAAUAUCAACAUUAUGUGAUAACUGAUUACUACAACACAGCUGGUGCUUUUAAAACAUUGAAUCACAACUUUUUAAGAUAACCUACCCUUCACCAUUAAUCAUGCAAGUUGUCUUAAGAAUAGCUGGUUCACAUAAGUGGCUACGCAUGUCUGAAGCCAGGCCCUUGACAGAAAUGUUGGGUUGCUAAAAUGAUAAUGGGAAGUCUUCCCUAAAUUAGGAUGAAAUUCACUACAAUUCAGAACUCUUGUACCACUUAAAUCUCACCAAAAAACUUUGGGAUCUCUUUUACUUUGUAUCAGUUUUUAUUUUAAUGAGACAGAGCUGAAAGAUAGAAGCCUUAAGGUAGCAUGCUGCCUGGCUUGUGUAAGAGAAAAUGUAGGUGUAGGAUUUUUUUCCAUAUUGUGUGAAUUUCAUCCUUUACUGGGGAAAUUGUGAGCUUAAUUAUGAAGCCCUUACUGGACUUCAGGUGCUCCCACUAGAUCUGCUCAGAAAAUCUCCACUGACUUCCAUCAGAGUCGGGGAUGUAAUCUUCCAACCUCAAGGCAGCACCUCAUCCUGAAACAGGUGCCAUCUUCAAAUUGGGUGGUGGCAGCUCUUGUGACAGUAGGCGUAAGAGUCUUUUGCUGCCUUUUACUACAGGUCCUUCUGCAGAAAAAUGGAGGUCCGACUCCUUCAGCAGAGUACAUCCCCACUGGCUUUGAUAAGCCUGUGCACGUGAUUUUUCAGCAGUGCAGAAGGCCAAAAGAUCAAACCUGAAACUGAUUAUUUGUCGGUCACCUUCUUCUGCACUUAACAGGUGCCUUUUGAGAAAAAAAUAACAGCUUGCAAAUUCCAACCUAUACAUAGCAUUUUGUUUACUAGGGAACCGUCUCAAUCCUUGCGCACUGGAACAGGAAAACAGGAUCUCUAUACAGUAUCCUGGGUGUUUUAUGUGGUUCUGAUUUUAAACUGUAAAUAGAAAAAGAUUUUUUUUUAAAAAAAAAAAGCACUUUCACCAAGAUUUAAAAGAAAAAAAAUUACCCAAUAACUUGAAGAGCAGUAUGUUUUAAAACAGAUUAUUGCGGGAGAAAUGUAAAUAGAGACAAAAUAUUUAACAUGCUUUUCCGUCUUUUUUUUUUUUUUACUGUAAUCUGCAAAUAUGCUUAUAUUUGGUAAGAAAAAUCAAUGAACGAUGACUGAUUUCAUAUACGUACCCUUGAGCAUAUCGUAUUUGUUAAGAAUUAUUCCAAAUCAGAUUUAUAGGAAAUGUUCUGAGUAUCACAGAAGGAUAGUGAUGUCAACCCAUGCAAGGCCUAAUCCUCCACUAGUGUAAAUCAGCCAUUGAUUUCACUGGGGCUGCACUGAAGGCCCAGUUACGUGCUUGUCAAAAUCAUGUGUUAACAGUUGUGCCUACACUAUAUCACACUAUAUCACUUCAGAGUGCAGGUGGGGGAAUUUUUAAUUUUUUUAAAUAGCUGCAGGAAGAAGGACUGUUAGGUCUCUUGCUGUGUGUUUUUAUUUAAUGUUGGGGAGUUUGCAAAAAGAUGAUUUCCCACCCACAGUCUGAAGUGGUGCAAUUCUAGGAGCUCUACCUGAAAUGUAGGUCAGCCGUCAGCUAAAUCACCACAUGAUCCAGCCUCUCAGCCUUUUCAGGCCAAGUUAAUGGCUGCUUGCUAUUGACUGAUGGAUCCAUUAGCCAGCUGUAGUUACAGGAAGGCAUUAUUGGACCUAUAUCUCUCCACAAAAAAACAUUUUAGUUGGUUUUUCUGCUUCUGUAAUUUCUUUAAGUCUCAUUUGACUUUCCUGUUUUAAAGAUGUUGCAGGGGUGCCUUGGAAGCUUCAUUUGAAUGGCUUUAGAGAGCAAGAAAUUGUAAUAUAUGUGGCAAAGGAGGGACUUCAUUUCGGGGAAUGUGACUGGACACCUGCUGUAAUCCUAUUGGUCGUUAAGCUUCUGUUUAGGGAUUUGUAGAGCUGUCUGAACAUGGCAUAGUAUGGCUCUGAGGGAUAACUUUCUGACUUGGCAAUGGUGCCCUUAAGAUCUCUGGGUGAAUGAUACAUCUUGUUGUAGAGGCAAGUUUCCAGGCUUCUUCAAGAACAGAGGCUGUCUUAGAGUCAGGAAGAGGCAAUGAAAUAAGACGUGUGAAUUGUUCCAAAUUUGCCUAUGUCUGUUUAGACUGCUUUUCACAAUAGGAAUACAGGAGAAAAACUAAUUGGCAGGCCAAAUCCGUUAUUUGUCUCACAGAAAUAAUCCAAAGUAACACAUUGUGAUCUCCUUUCACACUGGUGUAAGUCCAGUGUUCCUUAAACCAAAAUCACUUCUUCAUACUGAACUGUGUGCUUGAGGCAAAACUCUCAUUUCCUCCAGCUUAGACUCAGGGCUGCAAGUCCUUUGGCCUAUGAAUAAUAUAUUUUUUAAAAAUCUGGCUGUCCAUUCAUUAUGCCAUGUAUUUGCCAAUAUAAUUGGUUGACCUUGGGGCAGAUAUUAAGCAAUCAAUGUGCUGUUUGAUCCUGGCAAUGUCAGUAUUAAACCUAUAGCAACAUCAGGAACAUAAGAAGAGCCUGCUGGAUCAGGCCAAUGGCCCAUCAAGUCCAGCAUCACGUUCUCACAGUGGCCAACCAGAUGCCUCUUCUGAGAAGUCUGAAAGAAAGAUCUGAGUGCAACAGCGCCCCCCUCUGGUUUUCAUCAACCUGUUAUUCAUACCAGUUGCACCCAACCGUGGAGGCAGAGCAUAGCCAUGAUGGCUAGUGAAUGCCAUCAGAAUUUGAUGCACAGUUUCCACAAUACAUAGAUUAUACGGGCAUAUAUAGACAAACACGCACACUUUAAAAUAAGGCUUUUAAAAAUAAAGGCAAAACUCCUGAUUCUCAAAAUCCUGGAUAAAUUGAUGUUCUUAGCAUGUAACAAGGAGGGUGCAAUCUGAGGUUGUUUCGCACUAUGUAUAUGACCUACCUCGAGUUUCAGUUGUUUGGGGGGGUGGGGAAUUACCAUGCAUCAGACUUGCAAGAAAGACAUACUAUGCACAGGUUAUCUACUCCAGCUUUUUUUUGUUAAAGUUCUCAUUGGCAGUCAUUUUUCUGCUUACAUCUGGACAAUUACUGCCACCAUGUUGCGGUUAAAGUAUUCAGAAAAGUGGAAGCAGAAGUGUAUGUAGUUACAAAUGUGUUUGUAAAUGGUAUUCUAAAGGCUCAAAGUUGUCCCAGCCAUACUAAAGCCAAUGGGGUAGUGUUAGUGUUCUAAAAAUUAUUACCCUUAAUCUUCAACAACAGCAGUGGGCUUCAGUGUUUCUUAGAGUGUCCAUCUCCAACUUGGUGCCCUCCAUAUAUUGCUGGACCACAACUCCUCAUCCUCAGCCAGCACGGUCAGUGGUUAGAGAUGAUGAGGGUUGGAGUCCACCAACAUUUGGAGAGCACCAGGAUGAAAAAGACUGCCUUAGAGUGAGGCCACUGACAGUUUGCCCAUGGUUAUAUACCCACUGGACAGCCUAUUGUGAGGUGCAGGAAGCCAAGACAAUUCAGGCCUUGAGCAACAUGCUGGUUUUUGCAAAAUGCAUGAAUCCUGACUCUAGUCCUUGUCUUUUAAACUGAUGUGUCAAAGGCAAAGCAGCUUUUAUAUGAGAGUAGUGAGAAAUUUCUUAAAAUGUAUGUUUUGGAGGUAGUGAUUUUGAAGCAAGUUAACAACAACCAUCAUCAAUCACAAUCUGAUGGUGCUAAAAUUACAAACAAAUCUAUAAUUCCUGGAAAAAUCUUGACAAAAGGGUCCAGUUGUGCUCCAGUGAAAGUUCUUAGCAAACUCCCAUUUAUUUCUCUGGGAGAAGGUUUGGGUCUGUUGAGGUCACUUCUUUUAAUGGCUUCUUAUUUCCUCUAUAAUGCUUUGCUUUGCUAUUGGACACAAUGAGUGAGAUCUGUUUAAAAGACUAUGCUUUGAGGCACUUAAUCUCCUGUGGGAAUUGAGGGCUCAAGCAGAUCCCUGUAAAUAGUUAUUUGUGACAAAAACAUACAGGGACCAAACAGUGUAGAAGGUAAAGGAACGAGAAGCUUAAUUGUUUCAAGUUUUAUCUACAGGGGGUCCAAUUUGCCAUGGUGACAAAAAUAGCUCAUUGCUUGUGAACUUGUUAUGAACCUUUUUGUUGGGUAGGAAUGUCUUGUUGCUUUCUGUGCUGCAUUCUGUGGUUAGCAGACAGCUGAGGAACUACAUCAGCAGGACACAAUGUCAUCACAGUACAUAAGUAGCCCUUUCUGUUAUCGGAUGUCUUAACUGUGUCCCAUACAAAGUCAAAGAGAGAAAAUGAACAAAGAAGCCUUGAACUGCUUCAGCUGAUGCAACGUCUGCAUUGUAGGCUAGAAGACAUAUUUUUUUAUCAGCUGAAAUCUUCUAAUGCAAUGGUGCUAUCUUGGUGGGUUCUUCAAAAAAUGUGUUUGGGUUGGUUUGUGGGGUGUUUUUUUUUGCCAGGUUCCAUCUUGCUAUGGUGCUACUGUAUAUGUAAAACCAGAUAACUGUACCAUUAACUGAGAAUAGAAAAUUUCAGUGUUUUAAAUAUUUGUUGUUUUUUAAAUUCUGUGAUGUGGGACUAAAAUUUACAACUACAUAAACCUGAGCUCAUUUAUAUUUGUGUAGAUCCAGCUAAGAUUACUUUGGUGUAAAUGACAGCUGUCCACAUUCUAGGGCAAGAUCCCCAGAUGAUAUAAAAGGAGCUGUACAGCUCAGGAUCAGAUUCUGAGAGUUAUCUUUUUAUUCAUUCAAGUAGUCCUGCCAGCCUGUCCCUAGACGAAAUCAGGUGCUGGCAAAACUACCAUUAGUGAAAAGGGCUUCUGGGAUCAAGCCACAGAAAGUUUGACUGUGAAUGAGUAAAAUUAAAAUGCUUUCCUCAAGCAGGUGGACAAUAAGGUACUACUGUAUUUGAGAUAACACUUGUGCUAAUUUAGCAAGUGUGCAUGGUGCAGCAACCCCCAACCCUCUGCAUUGGUAAUUAUUAUGCAAAAACGAUGGGUGCUGAAUUAAAGUUUUGAGGUCACUCCAAGACAGAGCAGCUAUUUGUAAAAGCAAUGCAGUUGUCUUCUUCUCCAGUUUGCUUUCUUGCUUUUAUUGUUAACAGCAAAAAGUUACGUCUUAGUCUUGUAGGACCCAGUCCUGCAGUCCUUACCCAGGGAAAAGUCCUUAGUGGGCCACAUCUGCAUCUCAGUGUAAACAGAUUUAUUCUAUAGAUGUCAGUACUAAACAUGGGCCCAGCCUUUUGGAAGUUUAGAGAAGGGAACCGGGAUCUGGCCACACAUGGAUUUGCUACCCUUUAGUCCAAAAUGCCAGCUUCUAUCUGCUCCUUUAUGAUGACUUUUCUUUGUAUAUCACUAUUUGUGAGUAUAUGUGUCUGAAAGAUUUACAAAAUACUCUUUUGGUGCUAUUUAUUUUCUUCUCACUCUGUCUUUCACUUUCUUUUUUUGGUUCAUGAGACUUGUUAUUAAUGUGUAUAAAAACCAGGUUUUCAUAAUAUAAGCUUGCUGUUAUCACAAUACAUACAAAAAUACCUCAAAAAAACAGAGUAUUGUGGCAACCUGUGAUUCAGUUAUAGCUAACGGAAUUGAUACAAAUAUUAGAAACAAGUGUGUUUUAUUACUUCAACACUGUACUUGACAUAAACUGUAUGGCCUUUUAAAUUCUAUUCUUGGGCAAGUUUUCACUUUCAAAAUAAUGAAACGUCAUGGGAAAUGAAUUUACAAAAUCACUGAAGAGGUGAACUGGGUGCAAUGCUUUUUUAAGCACUAGAUUCUGGAAGUAUUUCAGAGUAUAGUACAGCCCACAUGAGAAAACCAUUUUUCAAAUAAGAUUUUAACCAGCUAUAAAAAUAAAAUAGUUGUUUCUGUAUGUUUGGUUAAAAAAAAUCUGCCACAAUUGGUAUGUUCUCAAAUUCUUGUUGCUACAGACUUUGCAAAGAUUUCCAAGGAAGUUUUGAUCUGGGAAUGGCAGAAUCCUGACUUUAUAAAUCAGCCUCCUAGCAAAAAGUGCAUUAUUUUUCAAAUAUGCCAUCCAGUUAGAUUGUCCUCUAAAUACUUAUUAAAAAAAAAAGGCAAGAAAAGUGCUGAGUGGACUUUGACAGAUUCCAGGGGCAAAGAUGAAAUUCUGGUGCUGGAUUUGGAUAGAUCCUCUAGCAUAUGGCUCUUGGAGCUAUACCACUUCACAACUUUGUUUUCUAGAUGGCAAAUUAUAAAUUUUAUGGUGACUAGCAAAGGGCACACAUUCCUGUGUUCUCUUAUGAAGGCAAUUACUCUGUGGAAUGCAAUGCAAUGAAAGUCUUGCCUGCAUAAAGAAUAUUUCAUGGUCAAGAUCUGCUUUUGUUUUUCUGUCUUUUUGCCUAAGAAUAGUAAAGCUAAUUGGCCAUUUUUUUUUCUUCUGCUCCAAUAUCAGGGAUAUAUUUUACAAGUGAUUUUUUUUUGUUUGCCAUUCUUUUUGACACCCAUUGUUUAGGGUUUACUCACUGCUGUUCAAUCUUUGGAAAAUGUGUAUUGUCCAGCUGGCUUUUGGCAUUUAUUUGUAUGCAUUUUUGCGUGUAAAACUAAUUGAAAAGGUAUAAAGGUGUCUUUAAAUGCAUUUUUUUAAUUUAAGAGAAAUGAGGAAAAAACAGGUUGGAUUUGGCAGACUAAUUCAGUUUAGCUAACCGAAGGCUGUAACCUCAGUUUAUUUGAUUUCUUGUCUCUUUGAAUUCACAUUUGGUAAACGGGACCUCCAGUGGAGGCCACCUUGUGGACCACACUUGAAGAUUCCUUUGUUGAUUUGUGACUGUGGCUACUUGAAAUGAAGUUUUAUCUGGGGUUGGUUGACAAAUGGUAGAUUUUACAAUGUCUCAAGGCAAUAGGACUUGUGUAUUAAACUGUAGAUAUCCUUAGUACAGUAAAUUUAUGCUAAUAAUUUUAUUUUGUAUAAUUUCCUCUUCGUCUGUUUCCCCCCCACCCCCCCUUUCACACUUCCCCUCUCUCCCUUCAAUGUCUCAGCAAAUUUAUUUUUAGGAUGCCUAAAAAUUGCAAGUAUGGACCCUUCUUUUUUUAAUUUGUAUUUUAUUAUGUUACACAACCAACUGGUUUGUGAAAUGUAUUAUUCCUGAUAUCUUUAAACUAUUGUGGGUGUUUUAAUAAAUUUUAUAUUUAUUUU
Rhineura floridana is the source of this 16056-nucleotide messenger RNA. It is a transcript of the gene TET3, whose product is annotated as tet methylcytosine dioxygenase 3. The record is from RefSeq and is a predicted model, not a curated record. Bases 1279 to 7311 code for a protein of 2010 amino acids. Lineage: Eukaryota; Metazoa; Chordata; Lepidosauria; Squamata; Rhineuridae. Gene Ontology annotation, molecular function: zinc ion binding; DNA 5-methylcytosine dioxygenase activity; DNA binding. The transcript has 12 exons. Gene Ontology annotation, cellular component: nucleus. Gene Ontology annotation, biological process: positive regulation of transcription by RNA polymerase II; oxidative demethylation.